AAUUAUAAACACGUAAAAUGAGGUUGGAAGGAAAGUGGCAAAAAUCCUUUUGUGGUUCGUCAUGAAACUCAAAUAGUAUUGAACUUACAGAUUCAAAAAGACCACAGUUUUAUCGCCAUGAACACCAGGUCGCAAAUACCCAAAGGAAACAAACUGUUUUUACCGAAAAUUGAAUAUGCAAAGCUUACAGAAGACAGGCCGUUAGGCGACGAAAACCCAAACAUGAAGACCGUUUUUUCCGAUGACGAGCUAGAAAAGAGCAAUGGUGAAUCUGAAACUGAGGAGAAAAUUCCUCUGUUAAAUCUCAACUACAAUAUGGGUACUUUCACGCGUUUUUCUGUUUUACCACCGAUACAGGAUAACGCACGACACGGGAGAAGAUUGAGCAACGCGCGUAGAUUUUCAUUUGCGUCGUCGAACGGGUCAGCUGCUAGUCGCGAUACAAGCAGGAAAAGCAGUGAGGGGAAAUCGCAUAAAAACGUAGACUUCUCCAGUUUCGUAGCUCAGCAAAGAAAGGACUCGAGCGGUGAAUAUGAUAAGCAUUUACAAGUGGUUGGUAGGCCUUGCUUAGCUGAAAAACGCGAAACUCUGGGGAAAGAUCAGCUUCGAUCUAAACCGCGAAUCCCUCAACGAUCUUUCAGUAGCCCUGUGGGAUCUGAUAGUUACAAAUCCAGUUGUAAAGGCUGCAAUGCACUUCUAAUAAGGCAGCGUUCAAAAACAGAAGGUGGGCAAUAUCCUAUUGACUCGCAAUCAAGAGCUGACGUCGUACAACACACGUGUAUCAGAAGUGAGGAAUUUUCGGGUAAAAUUCAAAAGAGAUUGAAUUCAAACAGCUUACAUUUACAAAGCGAACAUCAUGCCUACGAAAAGAAUAAUAACAGAAUUCAAUCCGAAAGAAGAAAAGGCUCUACUACAGCCACAAGACAAUCAGAAAGAAUAGGUUUAUCGGUUGCAACACUUGCAAAUGGCAGACGACCUGUAAGUCGAUGCGAAAUAGACUUGAAUGUCAAUUCAUCUAUGUCAUUUGAGCAAGAUACACAUGUUUUGAAUGAGCAGCGAUCAAAUUCGCCGCCAUCAAUAAGUAUUUAUGAAUCUAAGGAAAAAACCGCUUCAAACAAGAAGCGAGACCAAAGCGAAGAAACUGCAUACUCUCUGCAAGGAAUGCCACAAAUUCAAAUUUUAAUCGACUCGCUUGAAAACGCAAGAGAGGAACUUCCAAAAGCUUCUAUGGAUGUUCCGUAUACUUCGUUGAGGGAGAAACGAAGACGGUCGGCACUGUGUAGAAAUAAUUCGAAACAAGUAGAUGAUUUUCUUCUAGUGCAUAAUCUUCGAGAUUUAGGCUUGCUUUAAACGAAUUAUUCAAGCUGAUCCUUGCAAAGCCGAUCACACGGUCGGUUGUGUUUUAUUUUUCAGCUUAGCUGUCACAGUUGCCAAGAAACAUUUGCGCCAAUAAAAGCUUAUUAGGCAAGACAGGUGACUUGGUCUUCCAUUUUACGCAAACAUGACUCAUAUGCAUUUCCUCUGAAGGAAGCAAAAAUACCAUUUCAGAAGUAAAUCUCAAUAGUACUAAUCUUACAGGUUUACAGUACGACAAGCCGUAAAAGAAAUUUUCACUUGGAAAUCUUAUGGCAAAGAUGUAUGGUAAUUAUUAUUAUAAAUCAAGCGCGAAUUAGCAUGGAGCGAUAUAUUAUUCAUACCACCUAAGUAAACUCUACGUCGUGCAUGCACUACCUGUGCCAUAAUGAAAAAACAUGGAGUGAUGACAAUUAAAACCGUGAAGUUGCAUACAUAAUCUUAAAAACCGGACCGAAAAGAGACUGAACGUAUUUGGUUCCAAAAUAAACUUAUAUAUUUGUACCAGGUCGUGUAUGUGCGUCUACCUAAUUUCCGAUAUAUUUAUGACAUAUGUUUUAUCAUAAGGACAGCGUAGGAGAUAAUAGCACCUCGGUAAUUGAUUGUGUCUUUUAUUGGCUCUUGAGAUAGGAAAAUAAGCUAUUCUUGGAGAUUCAAAACUUCAAUAAAAAUCUGUCUUUGAACCUUCGAAAUCGCGCCGUGUAUUUCGCCAUUGUAGUGGC
Messenger RNA from Pocillopora verrucosa, 2075 nucleotides. RefSeq lists its product as uncharacterized. The record is from RefSeq and is a predicted model, not a curated record. Lineage: Eukaryota; Metazoa; Cnidaria; Anthozoa; Scleractinia; Pocilloporidae.